UGUAAUAAUACUAAUGCUGUUGGUGUUCUGAAGACUGAUGUAUCGGGUGGAGAUGUCCAUUGCAGAUGAAACUGCUGAAGGCCUUUUUGUUUGUUUUGAUUGGGUUAUGACAAAACUGCAUAAUAUGAGACCCUAUGAAGCUUGCCAUCUUUUGGCACCUCCAUUUGUUGCAGACAUGGAGGGUAAAACCUACAAGUUCCAGGUCAAGGUCAGUGCAUACAACUUCACUGAAAACCAUCAAAUUUUUACGAUCUCCUGCAUCCUUAGUGAAGGUGACCGUAUGCCGCUCCCUCAGUUUGUUGUCAAUGGAGGUGAUGAUGACAAUGGAGACGACAACAGUGGUGCCAUCUCGGUUGGUGUUAAGGUGGAGACUGGUGGUAGCAGUCAGGUGCAAGGAUCCUCGGGAAUUAAGAAGAAGGCACGUACGGCAUAGGUGGAGAGGAUUGGAUACUUGAAGUUGUGCAGUAUUUUCCGCUUUCAG
Brassica oleracea var. oleracea is the source of this 481-nucleotide messenger RNA. RefSeq lists its product as uncharacterized. The transcript has 4 exons. The record is from RefSeq and is a predicted model, not a curated record. NCBI's taxonomy places the organism in Eukaryota, Viridiplantae, Streptophyta, Magnoliopsida, Brassicales, Brassicaceae. Bases 38 to 433 code for a protein of 131 amino acids.